CCGGGGCUCUGCGGGGCCCGGGGAAGGAGGACCCCAAAGCAGAAGAGGACACGAAAGGCAAGGAGGAAAGUUUCUCCAUGGACAGCGAUCUAGACUAUAGCUCAGACGACAACAUCCCCGGUCAGGCGGCUCACAAGGAAGAGGACUCUGGCAACGCGCUGGAGGAAAACCCCCAAAACCCUCCCAAUUCCACCAACACCACGUCCACGGGUAAAAACCGACGGAGGCGAACGGCCUUCACCAGCGAGCAGCUGCCGGAGGCGAAAUGGAAACGGGUCAAGGCCGGCAACGCCAACUCCAAGACAGGAGAACCCUCCCGAAACCCCAAGAUCGUGGUACCCAUCCCAGUGCACGUCAGCAGGUUUGCCAUCAGGAGUCAGCAUCAGCAGCUGGAGCAAGCCCGACCCUGA
Molecule: messenger RNA, 410 nt
Organism: Phaethon lepturus (White-tailed tropicbird)
Lineage: Eukaryota; Metazoa; Chordata; Aves; Phaethontiformes; Phaethontidae
Product: homeobox protein GBX-2-like
Exons: 2
Biological process (GO): regulation of transcription by RNA polymerase II; regulation of nervous system development
Cellular component (GO): nucleus
Molecular function (GO): DNA-binding transcription factor activity, RNA polymerase II-specific; RNA polymerase II transcription regulatory region sequence-specific DNA binding
Source: RefSeq, a predicted model, not a curated record